This is a messenger RNA of Astyanax mexicanus (Mexican tetra), 471 nucleotides long. Its product is annotated as interferon alpha-1-like. Gene Ontology annotation, biological process: defense response. Bases 1 to 471 code for a protein of 156 amino acids. The record is from RefSeq and is a predicted model, not a curated record. NCBI's taxonomy places the organism in Eukaryota, Metazoa, Chordata, Actinopteri, Characiformes, Acestrorhamphidae. Gene Ontology annotation, cellular component: extracellular region. Gene Ontology annotation, molecular function: cytokine receptor binding. The transcript has 5 exons.
AUGGCAUUUCAGUGUUUGAUUUGCGUCAGCUCUCUUCUCUUCGCUGCCCAGGCGGGUCCAAUUCCUUUCCAAUGUUUGAAUGAAAAGUUUGGAAUAAAAUUGCCCACCUGGGCUCUGCAGUCCAACGACUCCAAACAGGAUGUGGGCGUCACAAAGGCCGCGUAUAAGACCUUAAUUAACAUGGGCUCCCUAAUGGAGAAUGACGGCAUUCCGCAGUACUGGGAUUCUGUAAAGCUGGAGAAUUUUGAGAACAUCGUUCAUCGACAAGUCAGUGAAAACAUAUGCAAUUUGGGCCUUUCAGUACAAGAAGAUGAAGACGGUUUUGCUCAGAGAGACGCUGCACUCACACACUAUUUUCAGAGACUGGCAGCAAUUUUGAAAGAGAAGGAGUUCAGUGAUUGUGCAUGGGAAAGGGUACGACAUGAGCUUCUGCGUGUUCUGCAGGUCAUUUUGUUGGAGAACAAAAUAUAG